AAUACUUCUCUCAGCCCGUCGCCCUCGGCCUUCUCGGCUCCUAACAAAUAAAGGCAAGAAAGAAAAACCUCUUUUAUAGCUCGAAAAAAGGGGAAAUGGCAGAGAGAGAGAGAGAGAAAGAGAAGCCUCGUAGCGGAGGAGGGUAGGAGGAGAAGGCUUCGACUCGAUGAACGAAGAGCCCAACCAAGUUCGGGCUUUGAUUUUUUUAAGAGAAAGAGGAGCGGGGAAACAAGGGCGCUAGAAGAAGGGGAUGAGAAAUUGAAGAUUAGGGGAAGAAAGGAGGGAGGAGAAGAAUAUAGGGAGUUCUUUCCAUGCCCUUUUUCCAUACAGAUUCAAGAAAGGGAAAGAGAGGAAGGAAAAAAUGAUGGAAGAAUGCUGUUAUUUCAAUAAGGGUUGGUUUUCCACAAAUCCUUCUCAUGCAGGAUAGUCUUCUCAUAAAGCCUCCGAAGAAAUAUCCACUUGUGUUAUGGAUGGCUGCGUUGGCCUUGGUAAUGAUAAGUGGCGUUUAUAUAUGUAUACUGUAUUUAAAGCAAAAGUGGGUCCCCACAAUGCCUAAUCCAAUUAUGUUGAGACUUAAGGAACCUAAACCCUGUCCUGAUCCUGGCAUUCCGCAAUCCGAGGUUCCUUAUGUGCACUAUCCAGAACCCACUACUUAUAGUAGGAAUGAGUGUGCGUGCACACCAGUUUGGUUCUUUGCAAUUUUAUCGAUGCAGAGGUCUGGAAGCGGGUGGUUUGAGACCUUGUUGAAUAGCCAUGUUAAUGUUAGUUCCAAUGGUGAGAUCUUCUCUGUCAAAGAAAGACGGAGUAAUAUUUCAUCUAUCUUGCAGACAUUAGAUGAAGUGUACAAUCUGGACUGGUAUAGUAGUGCUUCUAAAAAUGAAUGCACAGCUGCUGUUGGCUUCAAAUGGAUGCUUAAUCAGGGUGUCAUCCAUCAUCAUGACGAAAUAGUUAAAUACUUCAAUCAAAGAGGGGUCUCUGCAAUAUUCCUCUUCAGAAGAAAUCUACUUCGUCGCAUGGUUUCAGUACUUGCAAAUAUGCAUGACCGGGGUGCCAAGCAGCUAAAUGGGACCCAUAAAGCUCAUGUGCAUUCAAGGGAUGAGGCUGAUGUACUUGCAAGAUAUAAGCCCACAAUCAAUGUAAAUUCAUUGGUUCCAGAACUAAAGCAGAUGGAUAAGUGGGGUGCUGAUGCUCUGGAUUACUUCAAGAGCACUCGCCACAUUCUUCUCUAUUAUGAAGAUCUUGUGAACAACCGCAAGAAGGUUAAGGAUGUUCUAAAGUUCCUUAGACUGCCAAAAAGGAAGCUUUCCAGCCGUCAUGUAAAGAUCCACAGGAGACCAUUGUCUGAUCAGGUUGAAAACUGGGAUGCUGUCUAUGAUACUCUGAAGGGAACAGAAUAUGAGAGCUUCUUGCAUGCUGACUAUCAAAUGCAGCAAGAAACCAUCAGCUAGGCGCGGCUGGUUGUAAAUAACUUAUCGUCGGUUCUUUUUUUGCCCUUGCAUGCUGGUGCCUCCCGUUGAAGAAAUUUUGAUUAUUUUUAUCCUAACAGAAAUUCUUAUACAGGUUUACAGAGAGAUGUUUUUUCCCACUUUGCAGAACGUUCUAAUUUAUAUUUGAGCAAUAAAAAUGAAAAUUGGCAGCAA
Phoenix dactylifera (date palm) is the source of this 1640-nucleotide messenger RNA. RefSeq lists its product as uncharacterized. Lineage: Eukaryota; Viridiplantae; Streptophyta; Magnoliopsida; Arecales; Arecaceae. The record is from RefSeq and is a predicted model, not a curated record.